Coccidioides posadasii C735 delta SOWgp is the source of this 3423-nucleotide messenger RNA. The record is from RefSeq and is a predicted model, not a curated record. Lineage: Eukaryota; Fungi; Ascomycota; Eurotiomycetes; Onygenales; Onygenaceae.
UUCCGAUUCUCAGUGGGCACCUGGGUAGCAUUUUAAGGAGUAUGAGGGUGAAUCAACGCCGAAAACCCUUCAACUUUGUCCUCAGUGGCGCCUUAAUAUGAUUCAGUCAAAAUCUAGAUUCAUUCUCAAGCGAACGAUGUUUAGUGCCGGCAUCACAGCUGUCAUGUUGGGAUUGGAGAGCCGGAUUCUCUACAUCCUUACUAGGAGAGCAUUUUGGGGAGGAAGAGGCUCGGAGUUUGCUGGCACACUAACCAUGCGAAGGGAAUAGGGAAAUUGUAUCAUCAAGGGUUCAACUGUUGGCAACAAUGACCAACACGUUAGCAGUAACUUGUGAGAUGUUGCUAUGUUGGGAGAGCGAAUGGAGCGGUUUUAGGUAGGGUUGCCCGGAGAGUUGCGUGCCCCUCCGCCCAACUGUCGCCAAGGACCAUCGUCACUUUGGCCCCUCCUGCAUGGUCAACCAAUGCCGGCCAUGAUUCGGCUUGCGAAAUCUCACAAUGGGCUGAAAUCCCGGAAUGAGGCUGCAUGAGAGCAAUUGGGCGCCGCCAUGUCAGCGCACUCGCUUUUGCCGAUUACCAUGGCUCUUGAAGCCCUUUUAUGUCCGGGCCAAUUCGCCGGAAUGGGGCUCACUCUGUCUUCAAAGGAUGUCAGAGAGAAUAUUAGUAUCUACGAGAUAUGGCUCGACUGAGUUGCAUGCCGAUUAAGAGUUUUCGGCGCAAGAAAGCGGAUACGGACUCAUCUUCCACGGACUCCCUCCAUGAUAGAGUGAAGAUUAAGUUCACCACUCUCUUCUCCCGCACGAAGCUCUUCGGUAGUACAGCUGCCGUUGUUGACGAUGGCGUUGCUGAUCCAAGAGGACCCCUCGGGCUGAAUAUCCUCCAUUCACCGUCAGAGCCUCUCGUGGAUUUCAUAUUCGUUCAUGGCCUGGGUGGCGGUUCCAGGGAGACAUGGAGCAAUACAUCUUCAGUCUGUCACUUCUGGCCGCAGGAAUGGCUUCGCAAAGAUCCUGCAUUUAAAAACGUGCGGGUGCAUACCUUUGGAUAUGAUUCGCAUGCGACCAAGGACAGCGUCCUGCACACCCAUCAUUUCUGUAGGUCUCUACUGAGCGAAAUGUACACAUCGCCGUAUCUCGGUAAUACAGACACGCCAAUAGUGCUCAUAGGACAUAGCAUGGGCGGCAUAGUCAUCAAGAAAACAUACCUACUAGCCAUACAAGAUCCAACGCAUAGGACACUGGCAAAGCGCAUCCACUCUAUCUAUUUUCUUGCAACGCCCCAUAGCGGGUGUGAUUCGGCCAGACUUUUGAACAAUGUCCUUACGAUCGCCUAUUCGUCCCGCGAUUACCUCCUAGAUCCUAAAGUGGGCUCCGCGGCUAUUGACUCUAUCAACGACGAAUUUCGCAAUUACGCCGAUAACCUUCAUCUCUGGUCGUUCUAUGAGACUCGUAAAACUAAAGUGGGUCUCUUCAGUAGGCUCAUUGUCGAGCCUAAUAUGGCGAAGUUGGGAUAUCGUGGAGAGAAGCAAAUAGCAAUGCCAGCGGAUCACCGUUCAAUAUGCAAAUUUGAUUCACCGAAAGACCUAUGUUAUCUGAUCCUCCGCGAUUCCCUUGCAGAGACUGUUGAAAGUAUCUCUAAGAUAGUGCCGAAAUUGGAAGAGAAUCCAGCAUGCGAACAGAUCAAAUUCUUAGAAAAUUAUUUGGACUUGUCAGGUGCAAUAGAUGAUGACCUCCUAGUGGCUCAAGAUGAUCGUAUGCCAGGAACUUGCGAGUGGUUUUUCAAAAAGCAAAACUACCUGGAUUGGUCUGAUUUCGCAUCGGACACGCCGAGGAUACUGUGGAUUAAGGGGAAACCUGGAUCUGGGAAAUCUGUUCUUGCCGGAUAUGCCAUCGAUCGACUCCUAGCAUCGAAUGAAAGCUGCAGCUACUUCUUCUUUAAGCACGAGGACAAGUCCAAAGCCCGGCUUAGCUCGUGUCUCCGGUCGCUCGCAUUUCAAAUGGCGCGCAUGGAUGUCCAGAUACGAGAAACGUUCUCGAAGAUGCAAAAGGAUGGAGUGAAUAUUGAUAACGAGAAUGAACAUUCCCUUUGGAAGAAACUGUUCUUAUCUGGUAUCUUGCAGGCCGCUUCUACCACGAAUUAUUGGGUUAUCGAUGGCCUAGAUGAAUGUGAAAAUGUCUCCUUUCUCUUCGACUCAAUACUGCCUCAACUUGACAAGUCGAUACCGCUCCGGAUUCUAAUCACGAGCAGAGAAACCCCGGAGUUGCAGGGGCAUAUUGUUGGGCUUAGUCGUGAUCAAUUUCGCUUGGAGAUCAUCUCACCGUCUGAUAUUCGUUCUGACGUUGAGUUUCUGGUUGGCGUAAAGACGAAAUCUCCAGCUUUGAAGGAUGCUGGAGACCAUGCUGCCCUCGUUGAAAAUAUUGUAGAAAAAGCUAACGGAUCAUUUCUGUGGACGGACUUGGUGCUUAAGGAGCUGCCUAUUUGCUACAGCGGAACUGAGAUCAACCGAGUUCUCGACGGCCUGCCCCAAGAAAUGGAAGCUUUAUACCAGAGAGUGCUGGGUCAAAUGGCUCUUAAUACGCGAGCAAAGAACUUCUCUCAAGCAAUCCUUACUUGGACAACGUGUGCGAUGAGGCCGCUGAUGGUGAAGGAGCUUGCUGGAGUUUUGAAACUGGAUAUUAAUGAAGAGUUCCCUAAGCUGGAAGAGGCCAUUUUGGCACGCUGCGGUCAGCUAAUUUCGGUCGACGAAUUUAGCAAUGUACGAUUAGCACACGAGACGGCGAAGAAUUUCCUCCUUAAGGAUGGUUUGGACUCCGAAUUUGCCGUAAGUGAGACCGAGGCUCACACCCGAAUGGCUAGAAUAUGCCUCCUAUAUCUCACCGGAGAGGCCAUCAAGCCCCGUAGCACUGGCGGAAGUCGAUCUACCUCCGCCGUCCAUGACACGGACUCCGAUUUCUCAGUCUAUGCUUGUGAAGCCUUUUCAUACCACCUUGUUAGAGCCGACUCUCGUGAACACGAUAUCUUACUUCUCGUCAAUAAGUUUUUGGAGUCAAAUAUCAUCCCUUGGGUAGAGAUCAUGAUGGCUCACAAUCAGAAUCCUAUCCUGCUGAUACAUACUGCGAAGAAUCUCAAGAAAUACGUCAAUUCGUGCGCCACAGAACUGUCACCUCUUGACGGCGACGUGAAAAUGGCUAAAGAGCGGGUCACAGAACUAGUCCAUAUUAUUACCAAAUUUUCUGAUGCUCUCUUGACCUCGCCGUCGGCAAUCUACUCGGCGAUCCUGCCAUUCUACCCGACGGAAUGUACAGCAUCCAAACCUGUGGGCCCCGGGCGCCCACUUUCCAUACUAGGUCUGUCGGAUGUUCAGUGGGUUGAGCAAUUAUGUUCCAUGAGUUUCCCAACAAGGGGAAAUCGACUCUCUUUGCCGUGCUGA